Messenger RNA from Exophiala oligosperma, 2812 nucleotides. RefSeq lists its product as hypothetical. Gene Ontology annotation, molecular function: protein binding. Gene Ontology annotation, biological process: DNA replication-dependent chromatin assembly; nucleosome assembly. Lineage: Eukaryota; Fungi; Ascomycota; Eurotiomycetes; Chaetothyriales; Herpotrichiellaceae. Gene Ontology annotation, cellular component: CAF-1 complex; nucleus. The record is from RefSeq and is a predicted model, not a curated record. The transcript has 5 exons. Bases 473 to 2581 code for a protein of 702 amino acids.
GUCCUCUCUGCCCAUGCCUGCGUUCACUUUGCUCUAUAGUUUCCUCUGACAACCACGAGCAUCUUUCUGUGUGUGAUCCAAAUCACAGUCUUUGAUCCCGUCUACUCUCGAAUCCCCCCAAACUCUUCAGAGACCGGAAUCCUGAGACGGCUGCACGGUGCACUCCCGCUGCACACCUCUCCAUACAGCCUCUCACCUGUGUCGAUCACUCUCCUCCCACGGAAAGCUCUGAGCAUCUGACAAUUCUCUACCGGAGUUCCUGAACAUACAUAAUCUUCUUCACACGCACCACCUGGCUGUUUUGAUUGCCUUUCCAAAGGUGGCCUGCGAGGCCACUAACAAAUGCAACCAUGAAGGCUGGACCGCUUCUCAUAACAUGGCACAAUGAUAAUCAGCCCAUCUACUCUGUUCACUUUGAUCCUCGUGGAAAAGGUAGAUUGGCAACUGCUGGAAAUGACAACAAUGUCCGGGUAUGAACAUUGCAACCAUCACUCCUCGUACCUCAGCUAACGGCUUCAAGUUAUGGAGCAUUGAAGCUCAAGGAGAAGAGAGGAAGGUUACCUACUUAUCCACACUUACAAGACAUACUCAACCUGUAAAUGUCGUUCGAUUCUGUCCCAAAGGGGAAAUGCUAGCCUCGGCCGGAGACGAUGGCAAUGUCCUCCUUUGGGUCCCUUCCGAGUCUGCUAUUACUACCUUGAGCGAAGAGCAUGCGGAUGACAAGGAAACAUGGAGGAUAAAGCACAUGUGCAGAACCUCCAGCGGAGCAGAAAUAUACGAUCUCGCAUGGUCUCCUGAUGGUCAAUAUUUUAUUACAGGCGGAGUCGACAAUACGGCUAGAAUAUUCAACGCACACACUGGUGCCAUGAUACGACAAAUAGCAGAACAUAAUCACUUCGUGCAAGGUGUUGCUUGGGAUCCUCUCAACGAAUUCGUUGCAACUCAAUCGUCUGAUCGAUCCGUACAUAUUUACGCUCUGAAGCUCAAGGAUGGCACCGCUACCCUCUCGACACAUGGCAAAUUCAACAAGAUGGAUUUACCUGCUAGACGUAUAUCUUCAAACAGUCCCGCGCCGGUAGAAUCGGCACAUCGUGCGUCGAAUGCCAGUGCAAACAAUUUAUCGAUUGCCUCUCCUGCACCCUCAAAUCCUGGAACACCUCUGACGACACCUCUUCCCAUGGACCCCCCAAUGAUCACUUCGAGCCGCCGUUCCUCUUUUGGAUCAUCACCCUCAUUUCGCCGCUCAGCUUCUCCCGCGCCAUCGCUCCCUUUGCCAGCUGUGCGACCAGAAAUCUCCUCCCCUAGUCUCAACGCAGCCAUGGGCCUGGCUGUCAAGAACACGAAUAUCUACCACAACGAAACACUGACGUCUUUCUUUCGUCGCCUGUCCUUUUCGCCGGACGGAAGCUUGCUAUUCACCCCUGCAGGUCAUUACAAGCAAGCAUUUCCCAGUGCGGUUGACCCUGUAAAAGCUAUCGAGGACGUUUCAAAUACCGUCUACAUCUAUACCCGAGCUGGCUUCAACAAACCUCCUAUUGCGCAUCUACCUGGACACAAGAAACCGUCCGUUGCCGUUAAGUGUUCUCCGGUCCUUUAUACCCUCCGUUCAACCACGAAACCUACCAACCAUAUCACCAUUGACACCUCGUCAGCCAGCGAAGAGAUACCUUUGCUUCCAGAGGCUAUCACGGCUGGAACUCCCACGUCCAUCAUGGAGCCCCCGUCCCUCACGACUGCUACAUCCGUUCCCGAAUCGAUGUCAGCACCUUCUCCAAGGAAUACAGCUGAUGGCGACUCAUCCUCUUCCCCUGCCUUUGCGUUGCCGUAUCGGAUGAUCUACGCUGUCGCCACUCAGGAUGCAGUGUUUGUCUAUGAUACUCAGCAGAUGACCCCUAUCUGUGUCGUGAGCAAUUUGCAUUAUGCAACAUUCUCUGACCUGACUUGGUCGAAUGACGGAUUGACACUACUUAUGUCCUCGACCGAUGGGUACUGCUCUACAUUGGCCUUUUCACCUGGCGAACUGGGCCAGGUUUACACAGGACCUCACCCGACCUACAACCACCCUGUUAUCUCGACUUCUAUUCCUCUCCCCACUUCGUCUGCAGGAUCUACCCCGAUGCCGACGCCUACUGCCACAGCUUCUCCUUCGUUGACAAAAGCAUCUCCAGUACAUGGCCCUGUGUCACACCAGUCUCCAGCUCCAUUCGUUGUCCGUCCUGGCAGUCCAGCUAGAUCCAACUCUCAAUCAUCUAUUGCCACAAUGGCAUCCAUACAGACCACGAGUCUACAAAAUAAUCCAACCCCAACCAUGGGUCAUGUACCACUGGUGACGGCUGCUAAUUCAGGCCCACCCGUGGCCAUACCACCAAUGUCAACACCACCACAGACACCAGCAAGUGUACAUGGUGGACAUCAUUCUGCGACCAGCUCCAUCAGCGGAAGUGUCCUGGGCAAGAGGGACGUUGGUGCAACAAGCGAAAGCGAGAAGGAGGAGAAUAAGACGAAGAAGAGAAGAAUAGCACCCACACUUGUUGGGCCAUCGGGCUCAACGGAAUCUUCAAAGGAAGAUGGAAAACCCUGAAAUCAUUCAUGUGGUUUCUCUUGUAUUAAUGGUGGAAGUCUUGAGUUGUUCUAAGCACAUUUGGCCCUGAUGAGGCCUCCGGAUAUGAGCAUGGCGCUGGCAUUUCGACCAAGACUGACCAACACGAACAAUGGGACUGGUCAUUUCUCGGUUAGGAGAAAACGACAUCAUAAUGUGAUGCCGAGAGGAUAGCAAUGAAUACCUAUCUAGUGUAGUUGUUCAGUUGUAAGA